AUGAGCGGUGCUGCCAAAGAUUUGUCCACAGCGGCAACCCCGCUUCACAACUCGACCAACACGACCGGCACCAACGCCUCGAUCGCGUCGUCCAUCAGCAACCGCCGAGGCUCCGUUUCCACACCUUCCAAGCGACUCUCUGCGCUAGUUGUCGCAGCCCCCUCUGCGGAUGACUUCCGGAAAACGUUUGGGCAGGAAACGGCUGCGCCCCCUCAGCAACUCACAGCGACAACAAACGCGUCAACCGAUCGCCCAGUCAGCGCAGGCGCGGAGAACGACGUGGCCAUCUCGUCCUUGGAUGCGAUUGCCAUGCCGGCCGCGCGUCGACCUCCACUCGAAGUCGGUCUUGGCCUUAUGCUGGACGAGAGUUCCCUCACGUCCGCGCGCACCUCUCUCGAAGUUGACUCCGCGGCACAACUCCCAACUUCGCCGCCUCUCUUGAGCACGCCUGCGCUCAACGCGUCAUCACACGUGUCGGUCAACCCUUCUACUUCGAUCGGUGGAAAAGCGGCGGCAGACGUGCGUCAACUACUGAGUGAACUUGGGAUCGACGAUGACAUUUCUGCGGCCCAUAGCGUGGAGGAACGACCUCGGCCCAGCUCGACGCCCUCACCGACGAAUCGUGCUGCUGGCCCACCUGGGUGGAACAACUCCGCAGCAUUGUCCGGCAGCAAUUCACCGCCCGGGACGUCUGCGAGCGCGAUGUCUUCGCUGUUAACACGGCGUGGUGAUACUCUUCCUCGGCUCAGCACGGUCACUACGUCUUCUGGAUCGACGUCGUCGCCGCUUAUGAUUUUCACCGGAUCGCCCAACCCCCAAACGACGCCGCGUUCGUUCUCGCCCUCGUGCUCAUCGCGAACGUCUGUGUCGCCAACCCCUUCGCCUACAGCGCAUUCGACGUAUGUGGUGCCCGUUACUGCUCGAACGCCGACGGGCUCCGCUUCGGCAUCGGGCACCUCUGCGCCUAUGGCCCGCGUCGGCUCGGCCGUAGCCUCGGCGGCCAUGGAUCGGAAUGCGUCCGGAUCCAAGUCCCGGACCAGCGAUGUGCACUCGCGACACCAGAGCCUGACGUCAGCAUGUGCUCCCGUUACGAGCUCCUACACCUCGACCACUCCAGAUCUUGGCAGCGGCCUGCUAGCUACCCUCAGCCCUGCUAACGGUGCCCUCUCCAGUGCAAGCGCGUACCCAGCAUCACCGACGACUUCGCAGCGGGGAUGGAAGGUCUACGACUGGGGCUCGGGGUCAUCAAAAGAAAAGGACGUAUUUUCUUCCCCCACAAGGACCAACGAUGAAGACCCCCGCAAGGGCGCCAAGGGCGCGCCGGGACAUCCUUCUCGAACCGAACAGCUCGUUGCGCUCCCAUCCACGCUGCUCGGCCUUUUCUUGGCCCCCCUCUACGGCUCACCGCGCGACCAUGCCCACUACUCUCCGACUCUGAACGCGAGCACUAUGCCGACGGCAAAGGCAAAGCGACAGCCUCUGCUACUGCGAACACUUCUGCUCGCCUAUCUCGUGUUCUCGACCGUCUUUUUCGGCCUGCACCUUGCCUCAGUCAUCACCGGCCGUCCAUCACAACCGCCCAAACGUUUAGGGCCCCGUGGCGACGAAGUCAGGGGGCUGCAAGUGCCUCUCGGCAGCCGCGAGCUUCCCCUCGCUGGAGCAGGAAAGUUCGUGCUCGGCAAAGUCGGCGCCGAAUGGGCCCAGAAGGUCGCCGAGGGUGUCAGGUGGGGCAAGAUGGCUAUCGUCCCCGCACCAAAUGUGCCCCUCGAUGCCAUGGCGGACAUCUCGCCCGAGUCCUCACCUUUUGAUACCGUUCGUCGAGUCGGCAGCGGUGGUAAGCUUCCUUUCCUCUUGCGUAAGGUGCACCCUCUGAGUCUUGCCGUGACUGACCCCGGACUUGACGAUUCGAACGCGCAGCAAUCGCAAAUCGACGACCCGAGGAUAACCCGUUGACAUCAUUGACACACACGUACCGGUUCGCGAAAAUGCACGAGAAGAUACAUACGGGUCAACACGAUGAGAUCGUUCCCUACGCGUUCAGAGCAACAGGAGUUCCCAACACCCAAGAUGUUACAGCCGCGCUGUACUCGAAUGAAGCCUGGCUCUCCGUUUUGCCGGCAUUCCUUGAGGCCUGGAAUGGCCCCGUGUCGCUUGUAUUUGAGACGGCGCAUUCCAGAACCUCAAGCCUUCGGUCGGACUUGAUGAAGAAGCUCGCUGCCCUACGACAGUCGAACGACUCGGUCCGCAAAUACGUCGACAUCCACAUCGUAGGGGCUCCAGUCGGCACGAGUGAGCACAUGCUGAAUCGUUCCCGGGAGCGUAUGAUCGAACGACCCCUGGCCCGCAACUUCCACCUCAACCUGGGCCGAUUUUUCGCACCGACGGAAAUGGUGUUUCUAGUGGGUGACGCACGUAUCACACCAAGCCCCGGGCUGAACCGUCGACUCAACGGCGCAACUGUGCGUGAUUUGGUUUUGUCCCGCGGUGAUGCUGUCGUGGUGGCAUCAUUCGCUUUCGUUCGUGAUCCUCGCAACGACCCGAAGACGUUCAAUCGACCAUCUUUGCACCAACUGCGAGCACAAUUGGGACUGCCUGCUUCAAGCAAGUGGGCUGGGGUCGCGCACGAAGAGUUUGAUGUUCUCGCUGCAGAACACAUUCAGAUGCUCGAGUCGACCUUGCCUCUCGCGCGUGCAGAGUGGCCGACCAAGAAGGCUUCGCUCGUGACGCUUGUCAAUACACGUUCAGGCUCACCGUCAAAUCCGACCACAGCACGCAUGGCUCUGUUCGAUCGCAGGUGGGAUCCCAACCACGGGCCGACCAACUGGUACCUGUGGCGCAAAUCGGCUACGGACGCUCGCCUUCUCGAGAAACCCGAAUCGGGCGGCGGUGUCGGCCUCGGCGUGGGUGGUCGUGUUGGGGGAGGUAACGAUGUUUACCGCGUCCUCGACUACGACCUCCAUUUCGCGCCUUUCGUCGUCGUCUCCAAAAAGGGCCAGCCGUGGUGCACCGAGCGCUUUGAAGAGAUGCCCGCUGCUUGCGUCUAUCAAAUGUACCUGGCGGGUGCAGAGAUGUGGGUCUUGCCUGAUGAAUGGGUCUUCACCAAGGAGAUGAUCGAGAAGCGAGCCGACUCGCACAACGAGGACCCCGCGGAGAAGCUCAAGAACUCGAUUUCGUCGCGCUUGUACGGCAAGUUCCAUCAAGAAGCCUGCAUGCACUACGGUCGAGAAUUUCUCUCCCUUUCGAUGUGGGAUUCAGAAAAAGCGCAGAAUUGUCGCAAGACUUGCGCGAGGGUGAGUCAGAGAAGAGAUCUGGUCUCGGGAGCCUCAUGA
Molecule: messenger RNA, 3329 nt
Organism: Microbotryum saponariae
Lineage: Eukaryota; Fungi; Basidiomycota; Microbotryomycetes; Microbotryales; Microbotryaceae
Source: the annotation of a GenBank genome assembly